AUGGUCUUUUGGUGCAUACUUGCUGAAAAAAGAUCCUGAAAAAGAUGACCUGCCCAUCCAACAACCUAGCUCCAGUUCUUCUAAUCAUUUUCAAGUCAAUGCCGAUCAAUCAACUGAAAGAACUCCUCUACGAACUUCAAACCAAAUGUCUAGUAACAACGAUCAAAUAACUGAAAGAACUCCUCUUGCAA
Molecule: messenger RNA, 191 nt
Organism: Racocetra fulgida
Lineage: Eukaryota; Fungi; Glomeromycota; Glomeromycetes; Diversisporales; Gigasporaceae
Source: the annotation of a GenBank genome assembly